Messenger RNA from Lathyrus oleraceus (garden pea), 1569 nucleotides. RefSeq names its product patatin-like protein 2. NCBI's taxonomy places the organism in Eukaryota, Viridiplantae, Streptophyta, Magnoliopsida, Fabales, Fabaceae. The transcript has 7 exons. Gene Ontology annotation, molecular function: monoacylglycerol lipase activity; glycerophospholipase activity. Gene Ontology annotation, biological process: lipid metabolic process. The record is from RefSeq and is a predicted model, not a curated record. Bases 137 to 1387 code for a protein of 416 amino acids.
AAACUUAUAUUUCUACAUUCAACUCUUCAUUUGCAAACCAUACUCUAAACUACAUUCGUUUUCAGCAUCUUUGAUUUUCAUUAGCAUUAAUCUUCAUCCAAAAAAUCUUAAAAAGAAAUUACAUAUCAUUUUAACAAUGGAGGGUGUCACAAAGUUAUCUGUCGAACAAAUUCAACCUCCUACUUAUGGAAACUUAAUAACCAUUCUUAGCAUUGAUGGUGGUGGCAUUAGGGGUCUCAUCCCUGCUGCAAUUAUUGAAUUCCUUGAAUCUCAUCUUCAGGAAUUGGAUGGUGACGAUGCAAGACUUGCAGACUACUUUGAUGUAAUAUCAGGAACAAGUACAGGUGGUCUUGUUACGGCCAUGUUAGCUGCUCCGGAUCAAAACAAUCGUCCACUUUUUGCUGCCAAAGAUAUCAAACCCUUCUACCUUGAACACUGCCCAAAAAUAUUCACACAACAUAGAGGCAUAGGUGGGAUGAUGUUAGCAAAGGUAAUGAGAUCUCUUGGAGGACCUAAAUAUGAUGGAAAAUAUCUUCAUGAAGUUGUAAGACAGAAACUUGGUGACAUAAAGUUGAAUGAAACCAUCACCAACAUUGUUAUUCCUACAUUUGAUAUAAAGACUUUGCAACCAAUUAUUUUCUCAUCUUAUCAGAUUAAGAAAACUCCUUGUUUGAAUGCGAAACUAUCGGACAUAUGCAUUAGUACAUCUGCUGCACCUACUUAUCUUCCUGCUCAUAGCUUCAUAAAUAAAGAUGAAGAAGCUGGAAAAGAAGAAGAGUUCAAUCUUAUUGAUGGCGGUGUUUGUGCAAAUAAUCCGGCUUUAGUUGCUAUGAAUGAAGUAACAAAGCAAAUCAUCAAUCAAAGUCCUGAUUUCUUUCCAAUUAAGCCUUUGGAAUAUGGUAGAUUUCUGAUCAUUUCAAUAGGGACUGGAACAGCAAAAAAUGAGGAAAAGUUUAAUGCACAAAUGGCUGCAAAAUGGGGAUUAUUGGAUUGGCUAACGCAUAGUGGUUCUAAUCCUUUAAUUGAUGUUUUUACUCAAUCAAGUGGUGACAUGGUUGAUUUUCAUUUAUCUGCUGUUACUCAAGCUCUUCAUUCGGAAGAUAAUUACCUUAGAAUUCAGGAUGAUACCUUGACUGGAAUAGAUUCUUCCGUGGACAUUGCUACCGAGGAAAACUUGAAGAAACUUUGCCAAAUAGGUGAAAACUUAUUGAAGAAACCAGUUUCUAGGGUUAAUUUAGAAAAUGGUCACUUUGAGCCACUGAAAAGUGGAGAAACUAAUGAAGAUGCUCUCAAGAGGCUUGCAAAAAUACUUUCACAAGAGAGGAGACUUCGCGAAAUGAGAUCCCCGCAUACAAGUAGAGGCAGAAAAAAUCGGCAUCUAGCUUAAUGAUCCUUUCAUUAAUCUUAGAUUUUAUCUUCAAAACUUUUCAGAUAUGUUGCUUGUAGAAGAAGAAAUAUGUGUAUAUAAAAAAAGAAAUACUUAGUGUGAGAUUAUAGAAUGUAACAUGAAUUAGAUCAAAAGUUUGUUUGCUUGUUAUUCAAUAUAAAAUAAUGUAUUCUUUCUUUUAA